CUAUUUCCGAAUGUCUCUGGGGAACGCCACAAGUUGGAUUUGGAUUUCCGAUACCCUGCCAUCUCAGCAUCAUUACGGACAAUGUCAUCUCUCGUGAUUACUAUCCAAGUUCAUCAAGCGCACGGGAUUGCCGCUUAUUUUCCAGAUUGAAGCUAGAAAAAACAAUGGUACUUAUUUUCCUAACUAUGUGUUCAAUUUCGGCCACGUCUGAACACAUCAUGAAUACACAGGCAAUCUAGUAUUUUGAAAUGAAUUUAUCCUUUCUAGAUAGCCUUGCAGCCUAAGCUAAGCUGAAAUUAUCUGAUUUCUGCCAUAGCUAUCGCGUUUUGGUACAGUACGGCUGAUUUCUAUUCGUUUUCGAAUCCUGUACCAGCCUGACCAGGCACCGGUUUUCGAAGCUUGGCCGCGGCGCAUGCAAGACAACCACAGCCACCCUCUCAUUUCCGCCUUGUCUUAGUUAGGCUGCCUACAAGUGUAUAAGAAGAAUGUUGCAGUCUAAUGAAGAUUGUUAUUCACACCUCACGAAAAAACUUUCGCGCAAAACACUCAAAAAUUUCACCAAUUCAAAUUCAUUUCUGUGAACGAACCGACACACAAAAUGUGGCCCCAAUCUCAGUCUCCAAUCUUCAAACUCCCCAUCGAGCUCCGCCUUCGCAUCUACUCGUACGCGCUGGGCGAUGCGGAUGAGUACACGCAGAUUGCUUUUAUUGGCGGUUACAAUUUCACAUAUUUUCGAGAGCCAGAGAAAGACAUGUUUACACCAUUGCAGAGAAGGCGGCCAGCAAAUCGAAGAUUGACAGCACUCAUCAAAACAUGUAAAAAAAUCCACGAUGAAGCAGUGGAGGUACUAUACACCCACAACAAGUUUACUUUAAUUGUCGACGCGAGCCGAAACGACCUGAAGCUCAAAAAAUUCCUUUCGGAAUUGAAUCCCACUAGCCUCGCACGAAUAAGGCACCUGUCUCUACUUGUCGUCUUCCGCCAAAACUAUGUGAGGUGGUACGCGAAAAACAACGAACCAAAGAAGAUGAAAACAUGGGAGGAAAAUUGCGAAGCAGCGCGACAGUUGACAGGGUUGCAACACCUCACCGUUACUGUUUACGGGAUCGAGCAUAACGAAUCAACUACCCACUCGCUGUGGGCUCUACAGUUCCUUUGCCCCCUGAAGUCAUUACGGGCAACAAACUUUGCGGUCAAAACUAGGACCCAGUUUCCCGGACACGUACAAGAACAACUGUGUAACGAAGGGGAAGUUUUGCCGUUUAGUUUGGUCGUCGACCAAAGCUUAAAAAACACCGGCAGAUAUGUACUCAAUAACACGGAGUGGGGAAGGCAUGACUGGACGACUGACAAUGCCAAGUACAUAAACACCCCGUAUUAUGGCCCUCCCAAAGGUCUGGAUUACCGUGGGGAUCCAUAUUGGUAG
This is a messenger RNA of Periconia digitata, 1426 nucleotides long. The record is from the annotation of a GenBank genome assembly. NCBI's taxonomy places the organism in Eukaryota, Fungi, Ascomycota, Dothideomycetes, Pleosporales, Periconiaceae.